ACGUAGACAAGUUGUACAAUCUCCCAGUUCCUUCGCGUCCUAAGAGAACGCCGAAUACCGGAGUUGGUAUCGUACCUCACAAUCCAACUAGCCGAACCAACAUCGUAAAGAAACAAGGAAAAAUGGUUGCGAAGCAGAGAAUCCGUAUGGCCAAUGAGAAACACAGCAAGAACAUCACUCAGCGAGGGAAUGUGGCCAAGUCAACGAGGAAUCUGGGUGAAGAAAAAGGCGUAGGUCCCUGGCUGCUGGCUCUCUUCGUCUUUGUCGUCUGUGGAUCGGCUAUUUUCCAAAUAAUCCAAAGCAUCAGGAUGGGCAUGUAAGAUGACUUCCCCAGCAGAGGGCGCAGUCCUGGCGUGAGCAGCUGAAGAUGAAGCAGCCAUAACACCGGCAUCAACAGUCUUGUCGUCAGAUCCUGACCCUCAGCUGGUCGAGCAAAGCAUUCCUGAACUCUGACCAUACAAAAUCCACAGAACCGACCCCGCAUCUGUUAAAAAGACCAAACCCCGCCCCCUCACAACUAGCAUCUGUCUGUUAUCUGUGUUGAUUUAAUGUGCUAAUGCCACCUGCUGACCUUCUCAGUGUUUCUCCUGCCUGUAAACAAGCCAUAAUCACGUCUUUCUGUGUUACCUGUGUUUAAGCCCCGCCUCCUCUCGUUGCAAGUUAUCAGUACCACAGAGGGGUGGGGUCAUAGUCCAACCUGCUCCUGUUGUCCCCUGACCAAAAUAAACUAAACAUUAUGUGACAGGAGUUGGUGCUGAACGGAGCUCAGAUCAGCCCUCGUCCUCACAAACCAGAUCGGGAGGACAAGGCCAGACCUGAGCUCAUGUGUGUCCUCCUCCUCAGAGGACAAGAUGAAGUUGAUGAAGGUCUUUUGAAUCAGAAGGUUGUGAGGUGCUGACAGGUGUGUGUCUGCACCGUGUGCAGCCUCACCUGAAUAAUCGUGUUCACGCAAUAAAGUUUUGAUUGUGACGAUGAA
This is a messenger RNA of Cynoglossus semilaevis (tongue sole), 976 nucleotides long. RefSeq names its product stress-associated endoplasmic reticulum protein 1 (gene serp1). Gene Ontology annotation, biological process: endoplasmic reticulum unfolded protein response. The coding region runs from base 123 to 320 and encodes 65 amino acids. The record is from RefSeq and is a predicted model, not a curated record. The transcript is spliced from 3 exons. Gene Ontology annotation, cellular component: endoplasmic reticulum. NCBI's taxonomy places the organism in Eukaryota, Metazoa, Chordata, Actinopteri, Pleuronectiformes, Cynoglossidae.